AUGGACUUUGGGACUUCCGGGUCAAGCUGGGAACUUCCAGACUUGAGAGAAGGAUGUGUAAAAGCCAUCAGUGACUCUGAUGGAGUGAGCUAUCCCUGGUAUGGGAACACCACAGAAACAGUUCCCUUGAUUGGCCCCACCAAAAGGGUCUCCAGGUUCUCAGUUAGUAUGAAUGACAAUUUCUACCCUAGUGUGACAUGGGCUGUUUCAGUGAGUGACAGCAAUGUGCCACUAUUAACCAGGAUCAAACGGGACCCAAGCUUUACUACAUGGCUAGCAGCCAUGAAUAUGACCACCAAGGAAAACAUUAUCGUGCAGACUAUAAAAUGAGUGGACAUUGAGGUUGAUCCCAUGCAGCUCUUAGGCAAGCGAGCCCGGCUGGUGGGGAGGACUCAACAGCAGCAGCCAAAACUUGUGAGCAGAAUGGAACCCAUCCCACCAAAUGCACUAGUGAAACCCAAUGCCAAUGAUGCCCAGGUCCUAAUGUGGAGACCCAAGAGAGGACUGCCUUUGGUAGUGAUACCAUGCAAAUAA
Molecule: messenger RNA, 534 nt
Organism: Rhineura floridana
Lineage: Eukaryota; Metazoa; Chordata; Lepidosauria; Squamata; Rhineuridae
Gene: FAM78B
Product: family with sequence similarity 78 member B
Source: RefSeq, a predicted model, not a curated record